GGAUAAAUUCUUCUUCGUCACAAAUAGAUUCCGGUGCGAGAAUAUUUCGGUAUUCCUUAUUAAUGAGUGUGCGGUGGAAAAUAAUAAUAAAAUCGAAUCAAAUUUGAAAUUUAUCCAAAUAUAAUAUAAAUAGGGAUAUAAUCGAUAAAGUCCACAAUGGGCUGUGAAAAGACAGAGAAAGAGGUAGAGGCUCCUCCAAUCGAGGAAAACACCUAUAUGAUUCACCUUCCAAAAUCACUCAACAUAGAAGAGAAGAAAUACUUAUUAGCAGUAGAGCGCGGUGAUUUGGUAAAUGUUAAAAGAUUCAUCCAAUAUGCCAACAAAAGCCACGGUAAAUCAAUAGACAUCAAUUGCGUGGACAGUUUGGGCCGUGAUGCAUUGUGCUUGUCAAUCGAUUCAGAAAAUCUAGAAAUGGUAAAAUUAUUAGUAGUAAUGGGUAUAGAGACGAAGGAUGCCCUUCUUCGAGCUAUUGAUCAAGAAUUUGUAGAAGCUGUUGAGUUUCUGCUCGAACACGAAGAAUUAUUAACCGCCAAUUCGUUGGAGAAUAAUUCUGAGAAAGAAGUGAUCCACAGUUGGCAAAAGAUCGAUCCAGCCUCCGCUAGGUAUCCACCGGAAAUUACGCCAUUGAUUUUAGCGGCACAGCGGAACAAUUACGAGAUUUUGAAAUUGUUACUAGAUCGUGGCGCCACUCUUCCUAUGCCGCACGAUAUUAGAUGCGGAUGUGCCGAUUGUCUACGAUCAACCAUAGGAGAUCCAUUGAGAAUUUCGUCCACUAGAGUUUCUGAAUACAAAGCAUUGGCAAGUCCAAGUUUGAUAGCUCUUAGCUCGCCAGAUCCUUUGCUGACGGCUUUUCAAUUGAGCUGGGAACUUCGAGAAUUGACGAUUGCCGAACCGGAAAGUAGAGGCGAAUACUUGAAGUUGAGACGUCAGGUGGAAAGAUUCGCCGUUGAUCUUCUGCAACAAGUGAGAACCACUACGGAGUUGCACACGAUUCUCAACUACGAUCCUGAGGACGAUGCCAACUUGCCCCCGAAGCAGCUGGCCAGAUUAGAAUUGGCCAUACAAUAUAAGCAGAAAACUUUCGUCUCCCAUUCCCACGUGCAGCAACUGUUGGCAGCGAUCUGGUACGAUGGUCUACCGGGAUUUAGACGCAUGAGCACAGGAAAAAGAUGUGGAAUUCUCGCGAAAACAGCUUUAAUGUUUCCAUUCUACUGUAUAAUGUACUUAAUAGCACCAGAGUCGAAGAUCGGACAAUUAAUGCGUAAACCAUUUGUUAAAUUCCUCGUUCACGCCUCUUCGUAUCUAUUCUUCUUGUUUAUUCUAAUGUUGGUAUCUCUACGCGCGGAGGUAGAAAUAGUAAGAUUAUUCGGCAGCGAUGAGACAAUAAAAAAUAUGAAUAUAGAAUUGACGAAGCAAAGAGGGGCAGCACCAUCGCUUUUGGAAUGCAUUGUCAUUCUUUAUGUUAUUGGAUUUAUUUGGCAAGAAAUGAAAGAGGCUUACAUAGACGGAUUAAAGGGGUAUCUACGAGACAUGUGGAACUUCAUCGACUUCACUAGAAACUUUCUCUACAUCGCGACUGCGAUUCUUCGAUUAGCAGCGUAUCUUCAGCAAAAAGCGGAGAUUAGAGACAAUCCUUCGGCAGCUCUGAUCCCAAGGGAGAACUGGAGCGAUUUCGAUCCUCAGUUAAUCGCCGAAGGCCUGUUCGCAGCCGCCAACAUCAACAGUGCCCUGAAAUUGAUCCAUUUGUUCAGUAUUAAUCCUCACUUGGGACCUCUUCAGAUAUCUCUAGGAAGAAUGGUGAUAGACAUUGUAAAGUUCUUCUUCAUCUACACGUUGGUACUUUUCGCGUUCGCCUGUGGCCUGAAUCAAUUGCUCUGGUACUUUGCCGAAUUGGAAAGACAAAAGUGCUACGUUGAUUUUGUUGAUCCAUCUUGGGACCCCGCGAGUGACAAUUGUUUAAGAUGGAGAAGAUUCAGUAAUCUCUUCGAGUCCUGUCAAAGUUUAUUUUGGGCCAGUUUUGGCGGGAUUGGCAUAGAAAGUUUCGAACUCACAGGGAUCAAGAGCUAUACUCGAUUCUGGGGCCUGCUGAUGUUUGGUUCUUAUUCCGUGAUCAACGUGAUCGUCCUUCUGAAUCUUCUCAUCGCCAUGAUGAGCAACAGUUAUGCUGUCAUUGAGGAACGAGCAGACAAAGAAUGGAAAUUCGCGAGGACGAAGCUGUGGAUGAGCUAUUUCGAGGACAGUGGCACGCUUCCACCUCCAUUCAACAUUAUCCCUCCCCCAAAACUGUUCCUCAGGUGGUGCGGCCUGCGAAAGAUCACCAAGAAGAUGAACGAUUGCAAACGAACGCGCGAUUCCAAGUACGGAGCCGUGAUGAGAGCACUGAUAUGGAGGUACAUCGUGAACACUCACUCUGAACACGAGAUGAAUCCGGUGACCGAGGAUGACGUACACGAGCUCAAGUCGGAUCUAUCCUCGUGGAGAUGCGAAUUGUUGGAGAUCUUGAGAAGGAACGGAAUGGAUAUUGCUAGUGCUGACACGAAAGAGAAAACUAUUCUUGGCAAGAAGAUGAAGGUAUGGGAAAGAAGAUUAAUGAAGGAUUUCCAAGUAGCAGUUCCGCUUUCUCUAGACGAGGAUCAAAUGGAAUCUUUCCAGCAAUCGAACGAAGACGAAGACAACAUCGCGAAAUGGAAAAGGAUCGCAAAAUUAGCCGUGUUACAAUCGGCUAAUCAUCGUUGGAAUCAGGUACUGGACAGCGCUGUGAAAAGUUCACAGAUUGGCAAAAGCACCAGUAAAUCGUCUAUUCAAAAUCAGAUAAGCUUGAAGAAAGCUAUGGAGGAGGCGCAAAAAUUGAACAAUAAGAGUACAUUGCCACCUGUAUCACUUGCUGUGAAACUUCCUGAAACUACUGCUUCCACGAUUCUUCAUGUUUUACAUGAUACGGUCGACGAAACUGAUACUUCUGAUAAAUCUGAAACGGUGCAAGAAACUUCGAAAACGAUAAUUAAUGUAACGACAGAUUCCAAAGAAAAAUCGAAGCCUGUAAUGUCAAUGGAUUAUGUCGAUGAGAAAUCCGCUAAAAUUGCACCAGUGCCACCGCAGCAAUUCAAAAGAAAAGCUUUGAACAGUUCAACGACGUAUCAACAACCGUCUGAAAUGUUAUCUUCUCAUUCCACGAAUACUUUCAAGUACACAUCAAAUUCUCCAAUAAAGAAAUCUGGUGGUACAGAAUCAACAUUGUCUACCCAUAUGGAUGAAAUUCCUAAAACAUUGAAAUCACGAUUAAAACCUACAUUAAGUCCUAAAAAAAAUAUGAAUUUGCCGGAGGAUAAGGAAAAAUUGGUAAAUGUUAUGCCUAGAUCGCCACGAGGACCAAGUAAAUCACCUCGAAAAGGAGGUUGGCUGUAAAAUACUGAAUAAAAGUAAAUAAAAUAUGUAAUUUAUGAGAUUUGAUUUAAAAAUCUGUGUUCUUAAUACACAUGCAUGUUUUGAUAAAAUUAUCGUCUUAGGAAUAUAUUAUAAAGUAAAAAAGAUUUUAAUAUCUAUAUUUCUUUUUUAAAAAUUAAGACACGUUGUAGUUUUGAAAGUGAAAUGAUGAAAUUGUGUUCAAUUAAAUCUCAUAUCUUGUUUAUGAUCACGUGCGAAAGAUGAAUAUAUAAAGUAAGACAAAGAGAGAAAAUAGUGAGAAAAGGAUGAAGAUAGGAUAAAAAUUCGGAAAUCAGCGCCAUCUAUAGAGUGCCGUAGAUUAAACAUAAAUUUAGACAAAGAAAGCAAGAAAAAAGGAUAGAGAUAGGAUAAGAAUUGAUCAUCAGAGCCAUCUCUUGAGUAAUGAAGAUAUCUCUUUAAAAGAAAGAUAAAGUAGAGUAAGAAUUGAUCAUUAGCGCCAUUUCUGAAGUGAAAUUAAAUUUUUUUCUAAAAGAUGGCGCUAAUUUUUAAUUCUUACUCUGUUUUAUCUUGACUGAGAAAAAGUUUCUAUAAUACUUAAGAGAUGGCACUGACGAUUAUUUCACACUUUAUCUUUCUAUCAUUAAUAACCUUCUUCACUGUUUGUUCUCUUUGUUCAUAUUCCUAAAAUUGUGCGUUUUAAAAAGGGUUUCGAUAUUUGAUGAACUUUAUCGUUUUUUAAAAUAAAAAUAUAAAAAUAUAUGUAAAAUAUAUUACGACAUAUAAAAAUGAUAUGUAUGUAUUAUAAUAUAUAAUAUACUUAUAAUAGAAAUAUACAUCCGUAUGCUAAAAAUUACACGGAAUGAAAUUCAUUUUCAAUGAGAUUCCUUUCAUUUAUGUAUGAUACAAUCAAUGACAUUCAAUGAUGCUGGAAAAAAUAAAACUGAAACAACAUAUAAAUUAAUGCACUGAUCGUAUAAAAUAUAUUUCAACAUCCUGGCAUUUGAAAAAAUUUUGUAUAUGGAAUUGAAGGCAAAU
This is a messenger RNA of Apis laboriosa (Himalayan honeybee), 4419 nucleotides long. RefSeq names its product transient-receptor-potential-like protein (gene trpl). The coding region runs from base 157 to 3405 and encodes 1082 amino acids. NCBI's taxonomy places the organism in Eukaryota, Metazoa, Arthropoda, Insecta, Hymenoptera, Apidae. Gene Ontology annotation, molecular function: store-operated calcium channel activity; protein binding; inositol 1,4,5 trisphosphate binding. Gene Ontology annotation, biological process: manganese ion transport; regulation of cytosolic calcium ion concentration; calcium ion transmembrane transport. Gene Ontology annotation, cellular component: cation channel complex; membrane. The transcript is spliced from 19 exons. The record is from RefSeq and is a predicted model, not a curated record.